ACUUCCAUGUACGUGGAUUGAAUACCUUUGCCUGCAGAGAGGAAGACUCAGACAUGAUAACCAAAACUCUUUUGUCUAAAACUCACGAAGAGUGUUUCUGAAUGAAUGAAGUAGAACUUCUAAUAGCAAAUUGUGAUUUAUUAAUUUUUUUUACAAUUCUUUUGCUCCUAGGAGAAAAUAAGCUUAUAGGUGAUCUUCUAGUACUAGGUGGGGCCACUCUCUAUGGCAUCUCCAAUGUCUGCGAGGAGUACAUCGUACGAAAUCUGAGUAGGGUGGAGUUCCUAGGGAUGAUUGGACUCUUUGGUUCCUUCUUCAGUGGAAUUCAGCUUGCCAUAAUGGAACACAAAGAAUUGUUAAAAGUUCCCUGGGACUGGCAAAUAGGAUUACUGUAUGUUGGCUUUAGUGCCUGCAUGUUCGGCCUCUAUAGCUUCAUGCCUGUGGUCAUUAAGAAAACGAGUGCUACAGCGGUCAACCUCUCCCUUCUUACAGCAGAUUUAUACAGCCUUUUCUGUGGAUUCUUUCUCUUCUACUACAAGUUUUCAGGACUUUAUCUGCUGUCAUUCUUCACAAUCCUUAUUGGCCUUUUGCUGUACUUCUCUACAUCCACAUACAUUGCCCAAGAUCCACGGGUGUACAAGCAGUUCCGAAAUCCUUCAGGACCUGUUGUAGACUUGCCAGCCACUGGGCAGCUAGAACCUUCAGUAACAUACACCAGCCUCGGCCAAGAAACGGAAGAAGAAUCUCAAGUCCGUGUUGCCUAAACUCAGGCCCUGCCACCCUUGGUGGAGUUUGUAUCACCAUUAUCUCUGUAUCAUUCAUAGAGAAAGGUAUUUUCCAGAUGCAGUGAUUCCAGUCAGCUGCAAGGUAGCAAAUAGGGGAGGUUUAUUAAAAAUAACCAUCACUAUUAAAAUCUUUCCAAGAAUACUUGACUAGGAGUAUAAUUCACAGUCCUUUACUUG
Protobothrops mucrosquamatus (brown spotted pit viper) is the source of this 959-nucleotide messenger RNA. It is a transcript of the gene SLC35F1, whose product is annotated as solute carrier family 35 member F1. The record is from RefSeq and is a predicted model, not a curated record. Gene Ontology annotation, molecular function: transmembrane transporter activity. Gene Ontology annotation, biological process: transmembrane transport. The transcript has 4 exons. The coding region runs from base 102 to 761 and encodes 219 amino acids. Lineage: Eukaryota; Metazoa; Chordata; Lepidosauria; Squamata; Viperidae. Gene Ontology annotation, cellular component: membrane.